Molecule: messenger RNA, 1418 nt
Organism: Orycteropus afer afer
Lineage: Eukaryota; Metazoa; Chordata; Mammalia; Tubulidentata; Orycteropodidae
Gene: RMDN3
Product: regulator of microtubule dynamics 3
Cellular component (GO): mitotic spindle pole; cytoplasm; spindle microtubule
Molecular function (GO): microtubule binding
Source: RefSeq, a predicted model, not a curated record
GCAUGUCUAGACUAGGGGCCCUGGGUGGCGCCCGCACCGGCCUGGGGCUGUUGCUGGGCACUGCCGCAGGCCUUGGAUUCCUGUGUGCCCUUUAUAUCCAGCGGUGGAAACGAACCCAGCGCCAUGGCCAGAACCAGAGGCUGCCCAACUCCCUGGAUUACACGCGGACUUCAGACCCUGGACGCCAGGUGAUGCUGUUGCGGUCGGCCCCAAGUGAGGCUGGAGAUGCUGUGGUGCUGCCCAGCCUUCCACGAGAAGGGCAGGAGGAGGUGCUGGACCGCCUGGACUUUGUGUUGACCAGUCUUGUGGCACUGCGGCGGGAGGUAGAGGAGCUGAGGAGCAGCCUGCAAGGGCUUGCUGGGGAGAUUGUUGGGGAGGUCCGAUCCCACAUGGAAGAGCACCAGAGAGUGACUCGGCGGCGAAGGUUCCCAUUUGCCCGGGAUAGGAGUGACUCCACUGGCUCCAGCUCUGUCUACUUCACAGCCACCUCAGGAACCACGGUCACAGAUGCCGAGAGCGAAGGGGGGUACACAACAGCCAAUGCUGAGUCUGACUAUGACCAGGACUCUGACAGGGAGAGUGAGGAUGGGGAAGAUGAAGUGAGCUGUGAGACUGUGAAGAUAGGGAGAAAGGACUCUCUGGACCUGGAGGUAGAUGUGGCUUUGGAGCCUGGACCUGGUACCCCAGAGGAUGGAGGAAUCUCUGGCCAGGAGGACAUGCUGCCACUCCUGCAGCAGGCAGAUGAGCUGCACCAGGGCAGCGAGCAGGACAAGCGGGAGGGCUUCCAGCUGCUGCUCAACAACAAAUUGGCGUAUGGAAGCUGGCAGGACUUUCUCUGGCGUCUGGCCCGGGCCUACAGUGACAUGUGUGAGCUCACUGAGGAGGUGAGCGAGAAGAAGUCAUAUGCCCUAAAUGGAAAAGAAGAAGCAGAGGCCGCUCUGGAGAAAGGGGAUGAGAGUGCAGAAUGCCACCAGUGGUAUGCAGUGCUCUGUGGUCAGCUGGCUGAGCAUGAGAGCAUCCAGAGACGCAUCCAGAGUGGCUUUAGCUUCAAGGAGCAUGUGGACAAAGCCAUCGCUCUUCAGCCAGAAAACCCUAUGGCUCAUUUUCUCCUGGGCAGGUGGUGCUACCAGGUCUCUCACCUGAGCUGGCUAGAAAAAAAAGCUGCUACUGCCUUGUCUGAAAGUCCUCUCAGUGCCACUGUGCAGGAUGCCCUGCAGAGCUUCCUAAAGGUUGAAGAACUACAGCCAGGAUUUUCCAAAGCUGGAAGGGUAUAUAUUUCAAAGUGCUACAGAGAACUAGAAAAAAUCUCUGAAGCUAGACGGUGGAUGAAGUUGGCCCUGGAGCUGCCAAGUGUCACUAAUGAGGAUUCAGCUUUCCAGAAGGACCUAGAAGAAUUGGAAGUAAUUUUAGGAGAAUAA